AUGCCGCAAAAGGCUCUGGAAGAGGAUCCUUUGGCAUCACUCAUCGCGACGGUAUCUGGUGUAGACGAAACAUAUUCUUCUAAUAUUCCUCUUUCCUCUGGUUCUAUACAACAGGGGCCGUACUGCUCAAAUGAUCCUUUUGACUUCGCAUUCCCCAUUAGAGAACCAUUGCAGACGACUCAGAAGACAAGUCUCACAGAUAUGGCUGCAUGGAACCUACCAUUCACCAUACCAUCAGAGGCUUUGCCAAACACGGCGGAUGAAGACGAGGUAAUGGAUAAUUACGUUCCAACAAUACCCUCAUGCCCCCUAUUAGAGGACGGAAACUCCGAUCUGGACCAGCUAGAGGCACUAGAAGGCUGGCCACUUUUCCAGUGCAACCCCGUCAUACCAUCGUCUACAUGCGUACCUACAGCCGCCAAACACGUGAAUGAAAUGCAUUCCCUGCUCAGGCACGAUAAUAUGACAGCUCAGCAUAAUCAGCCGGUGGCGUGCAACGUCGUCGUUGAACCUCUUCCAGCAAGCAUCAGGGAGAGGCUCAGCACUGUCAUGCAGGGGCUCUAUAACGAGGCGCAAGAACUUUACGAGCUGCAAAACUUGGAUGACAGAAUGCCUGGCUACGCUGGAGGAUCCAUCCUGAUCCUACCUCCGCCGUCUGUAUUGGAUAUCUUGCUCCGGUACUAUCUCUGCUGUUGCGAGCCUUACUAUCCAUUCAUCCCCGUUGCGGCUUUGAACAUCGACGAACGCAUGAAAGGGAGAAACACUACCUUACCCAGCAUGCUGUUACUCCUCAUGUUCGCUGCCGGUGCCAUGGCAGCUGGGGCAAACGAGAUAUACUCGAAGAUUGCACAUGGACUGGUUGAGAUAUGUCGCAUUUCCCUGCGAAAUCUCAUUGAAAAGAACAUCAAGCUAGCUUCAGACCAUGAAGUCUCUCAGUGCGCACUGCUCAAUCUCAUUGUCUCUGCAUGGAGCGGAGACAAGUGGCAGAUGGACAUGCAUUUGAAAGCUGAGCGAAAUUGCCACAGGGACACCCAGGUAGCCCAGCUAGAAUUUAUCAAUAAUGUCGCCCAUUCCUGGGAGAUAUGGAAGGCACAGGAGGGGGCUAACAGCCUAUGGAGCGCCAAGUCCGCAAAAUCAUGGAUUGAGGUGAUGCUAUCCGCAUAUGGACGGGUCAGCAUGCCUCCUUCUCUCAGUGAUUGGUUGUAUUGGUUCACAGAAACGAAUGAUUCCCGCUCAAUGGCGCAUAUUUCACCAAUCACGCUACGACUAUUGCUCUGCCAUCUUCAGAAUCAGGUUAUGCAACUGCGAUUCAACAUAGACAGGGCUCUGAGUAGAGGUCAAACUCAUAAUGGCUCUCAACACCUGUCCGUUGUUCUAUUUGCGGUGCAAGUGCAAGAGGCUCAGGAACAACUGCGCAAGUGGCAUGAUCUUACCAAAACACAGAUUUCAAAUGAAACAGCCUUCCCGGAAACUGCAUCCAACAUGAUGUUAUAUCAUCUUAUCAUGCUCAAUACGAUGGUUAGUUUCCCGGAAAUCGAGCUUUUGGCACGCAGCGAUCACAAAGGUGAGGUGGGCAAUAAUCCACCGAGACGUUGCUCUCAGUACGCCCAUCAUUUAGAAAACACGACGGAAAUAUAUUUUCAUUGUGGUCAGGUCAUGCGUCAAGUUCGGUCAAUACCUGAGCCCAUCCGGCCGCCGUGGUGGGCCGGUGCCAUAUAUCGAGUGGCUCUGGUUGCCUGGACAAAUGGCUUAGUGUCUGCCGACGUGGUCAACUCAUCGCAUCGGGGUGACACGGAGACGCAGGGCACGGUGCUCUUGGACGUCCUUCCGCCAUCUCAUCCGUCUAUUAUCUCCUACCUGAACCACCGAGGGGGCAUCCCUGCAUUCUCGGACUCGGAUGAUGCCGCAGUACACUUGACCGACUCCGUUGAUGUGAUACGUCAUUGUGCUAGCUUCCUUGACACGGAUGUCAGGACCAAAUUUACCCUCGGCAUCCGGCAAAAGUUGCUGACGAUGGCAACCCGGUGGCAGAAUGGCAAUCCGUAG
Molecule: messenger RNA, 2046 nt
Organism: Penicillium pulvis
Lineage: Eukaryota; Fungi; Ascomycota; Eurotiomycetes; Eurotiales; Aspergillaceae
Product: fungal specific transcription factor domain-containing protein
Exons: 3
Coding region: 1-2046 (681 amino acids)
Source: RefSeq, a predicted model, not a curated record